AAAAUUAAUUCAAGAGUCCAGCACUUUCCACAAAUGCUACUAGCGACUGGCAGCCUAUCCAAAGAAGAUGCAGUGUUUGAAAGUUAUAGCUGUCUUACUACUUUCUGCAGCCCUACUGAGCCAGAUACACUGUGCUUCCUUGCAUCACCCAAGCUCUCACCUAACAAGGCAAAGGAGGAUGACACCUUUCUGGAGAGGGAUUUCCCUCAGACCCAUAGGAGCCAUAUGCAGGGAUGAUAAUGAAUGUGUCUCUAGGCUAUGCAGGAAGAAUCACUGUUCCAUAAGAUUUUCCCGUAGAUAUUGAGAGGGCACGAGGACC
Molecule: messenger RNA, 319 nt
Organism: Mauremys reevesii (Reeves's turtle)
Lineage: Eukaryota; Metazoa; Chordata; Testudines; Geoemydidae
Gene: LEAP2
Product: liver enriched antimicrobial peptide 2
Exons: 4
Coding region: 68-304 (78 amino acids)
Biological process (GO): antimicrobial humoral immune response mediated by antimicrobial peptide; defense response to bacterium
Source: RefSeq, a predicted model, not a curated record